Molecule: messenger RNA, 876 nt
Organism: Helianthus annuus (common sunflower)
Lineage: Eukaryota; Viridiplantae; Streptophyta; Magnoliopsida; Asterales; Asteraceae
Exons: 5
Coding region: 1-876 (291 amino acids)
Source: RefSeq, a predicted model, not a curated record
AUGGAAAACGAGUUCUAUAAUGCCUUUGCUAGCCCGAUGACUAUAACUCAGAAUACGAUGUUAGAAAAUGAAACAGGAACCACACAAAAACUGCCUAAGCUUAUGAGUAUUGAGGAACCAGUUAAGGACGACGGAAAGAAGGUUGAUAUUAAAGAUUUAAGUGUUGAAGAGAAACAGAAAUACAAAAAUGAAAACUUGAUGGUUAGUCUCUUGCAGCAAGCUAUUAAAGAAGAAAUCUUGAUUUUACUUCAACACAACGGAAGUGCUCAUUCGAUAUGGAAAGAAUUAAAAUCAAAAAAAACAGAUCUUAAAGCCUUUGUUGCUCAAAAAGUUGAAGAUGAUGAUAAUGAUUAUUGGGCAAAUAGUAUGAAAGAGUAUUUAAAAUAUCUAGCUAAGAGAGAUGCUGAAAAAGCUCGAAUAGCAAAGAAGAAGGUUGAAAAACAAGAUGAUAGAGAUGAUGAUUAUUGGGCAGACAAAAUGAAAGAGCAUUUAAAAUUUCUAUCCGAGAGAGAUGCAGAAAGAAGGAAAGGUAAUAAUGAUGAAGAAGAGGUCCGAGUGAUAAAGGUUAAAGAAGUUCCAGCUUUCGAAAUUAAAAAGGAAGCUGAUGUAAAAAAGAUGUCUGAGAAUUGUGAAAAUUGUGAGACUCUGAAAAAGUACAAUAAUGAGUUGAUUCACAACAUGAACAGGAUUUACCCCACAGUUGAAGGCAUGAAAGCAUUUGAAGAAGAAACAGCUGAAGUGAAGAAGUUCGAAACAAAAGAAGAUAUUCAAGUGAAGAUCUCUGAAUGUCACGUGCAGGAACUUCAAGUCGGGCCGACAGGAAACGAGGCUGAGACACUCGCUCAGGAGAGGGCCCAGUGGGACACAGGCGGGUGA